Neltuma alba is the source of this 915-nucleotide messenger RNA. RefSeq lists its product as uncharacterized. The transcript has a single exon. Bases 74 to 736 code for a protein of 220 amino acids. Lineage: Eukaryota; Viridiplantae; Streptophyta; Magnoliopsida; Fabales; Fabaceae. The record is from RefSeq and is a predicted model, not a curated record.
AAUUGUAAAAGCCCAAACGCUCCUACCAGCAACUGCAAAUUCAAGAAACCAAUCAAAUCAGCUCCACCACUCAAUGUGGCGGCGGCGGCUCAAAUCGACGACGAUUCGUAUUCCGACCACCCCUACCACCACCUCGUCGUCCCGUUCCUUUACCUUCUCUCACUCCUCUUUCAAAGACAUUCAAACUUUAUUCCUAGACGAAAUCCCCUCGAACUCCAUUUUCCACCGCCGCCUCAGCCUCCUCCGUCCCACAUUACCCCUUCCCGCUCCUCCUGAAGCGGACCGCCGCGUGGUGGUCUACUUCACCAGCCUGCGCGUGGUCCGGUCGACGUUCGAGGACUGCAGGGCCGUCCGAUCCAUCCUUCGCGGGUUUCGGGUAAAGAUGGACGAACGAGAUCUGUCCAUGGAUUCCAGAUUCGUGAUGGAGUUGCAGGGAAUCAUGUGCAAGACGGGGAUGAAGCUGCCUAGUGUUUUCAUUGGUGGGAGGUACAUCGGUGGGGCCGAGGAGGUUAUCCGGCUGCACGAGAGUGGUGAGCUCAAGAAGCUCAUGGAAGGCUUGCCCGCAGCAGAUUGCUCCCUGUGUGACGUGUGCGAUGGUCAUAGGUUCGUUCUGUGCGACGUGUGUGACGGUAGCCGCAAGAUGUAUACACUGAAAGGUGGCUUCAAGAAUUGUGCGGCUUGCAAUGAGAAUGGUCUCAGCAGGUGCCCUUCUUGUUCUUUGGACAACUCAUACUAAGCCCAAAAAAAAAAAAAAAAAACUGUUGGAAAGCAAUUAACAAUAUGUUUUGGAAUUAUUUUUGCUGGGAAAUUAUGAUUAAGAAUUUGUAUAGGCCCAAGGUUUGACCCCUGGAUUAGUAUUAUUCUUGUUUAUUCUAAUAUUAAGCUAAUAUAAUUUUGGUCAGAUUACGUUUUUAA